Protopterus annectens (West African lungfish) is the source of this 1885-nucleotide messenger RNA. Its product is annotated as V-set and immunoglobulin domain-containing protein 10-like. Bases 86 to 691 code for a protein of 201 amino acids. NCBI's taxonomy places the organism in Eukaryota, Metazoa, Chordata, Ceratodontiformes, Protopteridae. The record is from RefSeq and is a predicted model, not a curated record. The transcript has 5 exons.
UACACUAUCCGACUCAAACAGAUCUUCUGUGACACUUACCUGGAAGGUGCCAAAAACUGCAGUACUUACCCAUUUCUUGGUGCAGAUGAAAGGUCCAGCAAUUACUCAGUUGGCAAGGGCUGCAGACAGCUGGAAUAUCAUUCAGAUACUGAACAGCAGCAUCUCAUAUUCUACAGUGGUACAGCCAUUUCAGGCAGACCAGAGUUAUUCCUUCCAGAUAAUACCUCACUUAGGCAAGAAAGCUGGUAUACCAUCAGUUGUGUUGACUCUCAACUUGAGUAAAGGCUCUUCACUUACAACAGGACAAAUUAUUGGGAUAGUGGUUGGUACAGUUCUGGGAGCCCUUCUGCUCCUUAUUCUUUUAAUUUUACUUGUCUGUUGUAUCUGCAGAAGAAAAAGUAAGGAGCAGAAGACUGUUUAUGGACAAAAGACAAAGAGUUCUGCAGUGGCAAAUCCUCAAAAUCCUUCAAGUACCUUACAACGCCAAGCAACACCUGUAUCAAGAAUGACAGCAAAUAAUAGGGUUAGCAUAACUGCUACAGGUGAACGUCCAGUGUCAGUGGCAAGCAGCUUCUGGGAUGCAGAGUCAUUUAAUAAGAAUUUCAAUUAUGAAGCUGAGAACAGCAGUACACAAUAUGGCCGUCACAAUAAUGUAGCCAAAAAUUCUCUGAGAACAGCUACUACGGUGUAACCUUAAUAUGGGAAGGUUGGUAUCUCACACAAAGAAGAGUUAAGAAUGUACAGAGCAAAGCCAAUUCUUGAGCAUAAAACUCAGGAUCCAUUUUGCACUUCUGAGUAUGGCAUGCACAGGACUCACUUAUGCUGCAAAAUUAAGCACAUUGUAUAAGUCAAUAUGAAAGCAAUUAACUGUUUAUGUGGUGGGUAUUAUAGUAAAAUAACAGACUUUCUAAGGCUAUCACCCUCCCCAAACUUCUAAGGUCUGUUAUUUCCUUACAUUGCCCACUCUGGAAGGCAUUAUUGUCUGAAUAAAUUAGCAUUGUGUUUGUUGUUAACCAUUUUAGUAAAUGUUUCUAUAACUUUGCAUUAUGUGUUUGUUUGCUUGCUGGUAUUCUUUGAAUUAAGAAAAAAGGUUUCUUGUUUUGUUUUAGGUAUUAUUUUGGUGUAGCUCCUGAUAAUGCAAAUAAUCUUCAGUUUUUACCAAAAUAAGAAUAUUAAGAUAUGAAUAAUUUCUGACAUACAAACCCAGGAAAUAUUUAUCUACUGAUUAAUUAAUUUUAUAAUAAAAGGACAUUUUAAGAAUCAUUGCAUUUAAAGCUGUUUACCUAGUCAGAAUUAAAACAAUGAUUUUGGGAAAUUUCUUACUUGUAUCGUAUUAGAACAUUGCUACAAGAAAUAUACUCUGAAUAUAAUAUAAUGAGCUAACAAAUUGUAAACAUCUUGCCUGUGGUAUCACAGUACAAAAAAAGAAAAGAAAUAACUUACCAUAGAGCUAGUAUCCAGUCCUUUUUUAAAAGCAUUAUAACCACAGUAAAGUCUUUGGUACAAGUAAACUUUCCUAUUGUUUUGUGUUUACCUAAAGUUAUUUUUAUGGUAUUAUCACACAGAGUGUUAGAAUAAAAUGGGAAAACAACACAGAAUAAUUAUAUAGUAAUACCCAUUUAGAUGAGGCUCGCUGCUAGUUCUACAAAGCGCAAUUCAGUUUCUUUACUGCACAGUACUGUCACAGGCAGGUUGUAAAAGCAUUUAAAAAUUACACACCCUGAAAUGAUGCAUUUUAAAAUGCAUCUGUAUAAUCAAUAUUAUUUAAGAAGAAUAAGUUAUUUUUUUCUUUAAAUACUCUAUGUUGUUUGCGGGGCUAUGUUUAGGGAUCAAACAGCACAUUCAUCGAACAGCCGUUCAUCAUACAUAGACCACAAAGCUUCAU